This is a messenger RNA of Chrysochloris asiatica (Cape golden mole), 2322 nucleotides long. Its product is annotated as zinc finger protein 420-like. Gene Ontology annotation, molecular function: DNA-binding transcription factor activity, RNA polymerase II-specific; RNA polymerase II cis-regulatory region sequence-specific DNA binding. Gene Ontology annotation, cellular component: nucleus. The transcript has 8 exons. NCBI's taxonomy places the organism in Eukaryota, Metazoa, Chordata, Mammalia, Afrosoricida, Chrysochloridae. Gene Ontology annotation, biological process: regulation of transcription by RNA polymerase II. The record is from RefSeq and is a predicted model, not a curated record. The coding region runs from base 1 to 2322 and encodes 773 amino acids.
AUGCAGAUGAUGCAGCCGUGCCCGCUGGGCACUGACCACAAGGCGGAGUCCUGGUUAGCGCUGCGGGAUCGCGCGCUGGACCGCAAGGCCUGCUGUGUGGACCAAACUGUGUUCAUCUGCCUCCAGGCUGCCCAGGGCUCUGUGUCCACUCCUGUCCCUCUUCCUGAAGUGGCUGCUUGGUUUAGAGACGACAUUCACACAGACGUCUGGAAGCUGGAGCGAGGAGAUGCUCCCAGUGUACAGAAGUCUUACGAGUGUAAGGAGUGUGGGAAAGUCUUCACUCACGCCUCGUCCCUCAGUAAACAUUUACUAACCCACACUGAAGAGAGGGCCUUUGAAUGUAAGCACUGUGGGAAAGCCUUCCGACUUGCCUCCAACCUCACUAGACACAUAAGAACUCACACUGGCGAGAGGCCUUACAAAUGUAAAGAGUGUCACACAGCAUUCCGCCGCGCCUCACUUCUCACCAAACACAUACGAAGAAUCCACAGUGGGGAGAGGCCUUAUGAAUGUAAGGAGUGUGGGAAAACGUUCAUCGACGCCUCAGCCCUCACUAUUCACACCAGAACUCACACUGGAGAGAAGCCUUAUGAAUGUAGGGAGUGUGGCAAGUCCUUCAGGCAGCUCUCCGCCCUCACGACGCAUAUACGAACGCACAGUGGGGAGAAGCCUUAUGAAUGUAAACAAUGUGGGAAGUCUUUUAGUGAAGCCUCGUCCCUCACUAAACACAUAAGAACUCACACUGGAGAGCGGCCUUAUGAAUGUAAGGAAUGUGGGAAAGCCUUCAGAUGUUCCUCUUCUCUCACUAUACAUAUAAGAACACACAGUGGAGAGAGGCCUUAUGUGUGUAAGGAAUGUCGGAAAGCCUUUAGACAGCUCUCGGCCCUCACUACACAUAUGAGGACCCACACUGGAGAUAGGCCGUACAAGUGUAAAGAAUGUGGGAAAGCUUUCAGGGAUUGUUCAUCUCUUACGAAACACAUUAGAACUCACAGUGGAGAGAGGCCCUAUGAGUGUAAGGAGUGUGGGAAAGCUUUCAGGCAGCUCUCAGCUCUGACGACACACAUAAGAACUCACAGUGGAGAGAAGCCUUAUCAGUGUACAGAGUGUGAGAAGGCCUUUAGCGAUUACUCCUCCCUCACUACACACAGAAGGACUCACAGUGGAGUUAGGCCUUAUGUAUGUAAGGAGUGUGGGAAAGCCUUUAAGCAACACUCGGCACUCACUACACACAUGAGGACGCACAGUGGAGAGAGGCCCUACCAGUGUAAGCAGUGUGUGAAAGCCUUUAAGCAGCUUUCAGCCCUUGCUACGCAUAUAAGAACUCACAGCCCUCUCGUGUGGCACCGAGUGUCCGAGUCUCCGAAACCGGAAGUGCGCUUUCUUGAAUUGAGUUCGCUGCCUCGUUUGGAAACGCCCCUGAGAGGCGUUGAGAAGCUUCCUCUCUCCAGUCGGCAGUGGGCCCGCAGGCUCCGGUCCGGGUUCCCGGGCGCCGCCCCUGGUCUCUCCGGAGCCUCGGGAGCUCCUCUGGCCCGGGAGCCGCCGCCGCUUGUGGACGCCGCGGAGCUGGGGUGGGGCUGCGCGCCUUGGUACGUUCCCAGGUACGAUCGUGUGCGUCCUGCGGAUCCGGGUGUGGGACUCGGGGGCGCCGGGGGUCUUUUCUUCGUACCUCCCCGCCCCAUCCAGACUCGGAGACCUCAUCCGCCACCCCCCUCUAAAACACACACAACGUCUCGAUUUUAUACACAAAACAACCCGCACGCAGUACGCUUGAGCGUGGAGAGACACUUCCAGUUGGGGACCAUCGAGUGUGUGCAUUGCGGAGGCAGCAGGGAGUCCUACACCAUCCAUUCCUUAGAUGAUCGAAGCCGAGGGAAGCAGUGUGGUGGGCGAGUUAGUGUGACCGAGACACGAGGAGCAGACAGUGGUGGCAAGUGGUCUGAACUAGGCUGGCUACUCGGGGUUUGUGUAGAGGCAAGCGGGCAGCCACUGACUGUCAGGAAGCAGUUCUUGGGCUGCAGAUACCUACUGGAAAUGGUGGUGUGCAUGGUUGACGGACUCCAGCCGGCAGGAGCUUGCUGUGAGCGAGUGAAGGACGCUUGGCUGCUUGGCUUAGAGACGACAUUCACACAGACGUCUAGAAGCUGGAGCGAGGAGAUGGGUUGUGGGCUGGAAAAGCGGGAGAGUUCACAGAUGAAGGCCUGGCUGCUGGUGGCGGCCUGGGUGAUGCUGGGGUCUCUGGACAUUGUCAGGCAUCUGAUUCUGGGGACAGUGAAGCCUAACCUGUACGUAGACCAAGGACAGUUAUUUGAAAAGAUCUAG